This is a messenger RNA of Plenodomus lingam JN3, 1524 nucleotides long. NCBI's taxonomy places the organism in Eukaryota, Fungi, Ascomycota, Dothideomycetes, Pleosporales, Leptosphaeriaceae. The record is from RefSeq and is a predicted model, not a curated record.
AUGCUGUCAUUUGGGUCCAAGAUGCUGGCUAGACCACAACUACCUAUAGCAGUAGCCAAUAUACCUAAUUACUCAAAGCAGAAUACCCAUCACAAGCCAGUCUCCCGGAUCGGGCUUGGCUGCAUUCUCAUGGCACUGCUACUACCCACCACAUCGACGACGCACCACGCCCAGAUCAGUCUCGACGUCGGUCUCUUCUUCUUCAACUUACCUCCAAGAUGGCCGAAUCAGCCCCCACUGUCGGCCCUCGAAUUGAGUGAGCCACCCUUCACAAUGACGGCAGCUGACAUGCUAUGUACGACAGACUACACUCUUGCCAACCCCGAUACUAUCACCAAAUACAAGGUUGCUGGCGAAAUCUCCCAGAAAGUCCUCAAGGAGGUUUCAGGAUGGAUUGCUGCCGACGCCAACAUCGUCGAACUCUGUGAACGCGGCGAUGCGCUACUUGCUGAAGAGGUCGGAAAGGUCUACAAGGGCAAGAAAGUGCUCAAGGGCAUCGGACACUGUACCACCAUCUCCCCCAGCUCCUACAUCACGCCAUACACGCCGCUCAAGUCGGACGUAGAAGAGGCCGCUACGACACUCAAGGAAGGCGAAGUUGUCAAGAUCCAAUUAGGUGCUCAGAUUGACGGCUUCUGCACAAUCGUUUGCGACAAUGUCAUCGUUGGUAGCUCAGGCGAGGUCACUGGGCGCGAGGCCGAUUUGAUUCUAGCUACACACUAUGCGAACGAGCUUCUUCUGAGGCUGAUGUUACCCCCUGGUUUAGUCGCACACGGCGAUGAGGAGGAGCAAAAGAAGGCGUCUACCAAGAAGCCCUACACCCAGAGCCAGAUUACCACCAUGCUCGAGAAGGUCACCAAGGCAUACGGCUGCAAUCUAGUUGAGAGCACCACCAUCUGGCAAUUCGAGCACAACGAGAUCGAGUCCAAGAAGAAGAUCAUCCUAGCGCCCGGUGAGGGUGUAAGGGGUGAGGGUCUUCCUGAGGUCGGCGAAGUUUGGGGUGUCGAGAUGGGCGUCAGUCUAGGAAGUGGCAAGGUCAAGAGCAAUGGCAACAGGACUACUCUGCACCGACGUACGGGAACCACCUACCAGCUCAAGCGCCCCUCUUCAAGGGGUCUUCUUUCCGAAGUUGUCAAGAAGUUCGGUACUUUCCCCUUCAGUCUGCGACAACUUGAGGACGAAAAGUCUGCCAAGGUUGGUGUGGUGGAGUGUGUCCGUGGUGGCGUCCUCCGCCAGUACGAGGUCGUUGUGGACAAGGACAGCCAGCCCGUAGCUAGGUUGUUCACCACUGUUGCGAUCACUAAGAAUGGCAUGCAGCGCUUAGCUCAGCCUGAGCCUAUCGAUACUGAAAAGUACAAGUCUGACAAGAAGAUUGAGGAUGAGGAGAUUCUGAAAAUCCUUGAACAGCCUAUUGGAAAGACAUCGACCAAGAAGAACAAGAAGAAGAAGAAGAAGCCCGCCAAGAAGGCCGCUGCUGGCGGUGCCGCAGAAGAGGCAGAGGAAGAGAGCGGCGAUGAAGAGUAA